AUGCAAGCGCCAUUGCCAAAACAAGCAAGCGCCCUGGAACAUCCCACCCAACCACCCACCCCUGUUAAUCAAUGGCAAUACCUACAAUCUGACUCUGCCUCCACGACAGAGAUCUCAGUGAAUGGAGUUAGGACCCUGGACAGUGGUUAUAAGAUCAUGGCUACUCCUGCCGGAGGUUUCCCAAUCCCCCAAUUAGGCCAAUCUACCUGGUGUAAUGUCUCCCAAGUCCUGAAAAAACAAUGGCCACAGAAAGAGGGAGCUAAAGCCUGGGUCUGCUCGUCCGCAGACGUUUCUUGCUUCUUUGUCCCCUUCGAGCAACCUCUCCCUAUAUACAUGUUCACCCUGGAGAACUUCUCCUUCCCAGACUCUGAUGCCACCAACAGAGACAUUGCCGAGAUCAUCAAAGACACCAUCCAUUCUAACCCUGACGUAAUGCAGUUCAUUCACGACAACAUUCCACUCCCGGAUGCUGAAGCAGCCUUACGCACUAUUGAGUUGGUCAGGGUUUCGAGCAUUAGUCUCGCCCUCUCUAAAUCCGUAAAAGAGACAGUCUGGAAUAUCUACUUCGAUUCCCCUCCCGCAUUUACGCUGAAACAAUACUUUGACUGGACGACCCUCAUGCGUACAUUCUUCUACAUCUCCAAAGACUAUGGGUAUGGCACAGCCCACCAAGAUGCCCAAUUCGUUUGCAUGGGCUGCAAAUCCUUCAACCACCCCACUGGUCUAUGCCCCUUCCCCAAAAUCCCGGGAUGGUUUGGUCCAUCUGUCACUGAAGAUAAGGACACCUCCAAUGUCACCUUGGACAACCACAUUAUGACAAGCCAUGGCAAGGGAGCCUUGAGCGGUAGCUCUACCCGCGGAAACAGAGGCUUUACUAGAGGUCAUACCUGCGGACAUACAAGGAGAGGGAGAGGCAAGGCUGACGACACUCACCUCAACAAGGAGCAUACUGCUCAACACAACCGCAUAACCCAGAAUGCCGAGCCCACAAGCUCACAAGCACCACCAAAUGCUGCGUCCGCUACACCACCGGAUGUCCUCGACUCACCAUCAGGACCUGUGCCAAACUUGCACCCUAAACACUGCUCCAAAGGCAAGAAAUCGUGUGCGAACAUUAAAGUCGCCACCCUGAACAUGAGAGGCAGAUGGCAUAACAGCUCUGAUAAAUGGUCACAUGUAAAUCAAAUAAUGAAAGACCAAAAACUCGGCAUAUUAGCGCUACAAGAAACUCACCUAACCAAAGAGGAGGAAUCAGCCCUUAAUCUAAUGCCUGGUCUACGUCUCUGCGUCAUAUCAUCCAUAGACCCAGCACAUACAAAUGCCAAAGGAGUGGCCAUAGCUAUCAAUAAGAACUUAAUGAAUACGUCAGGAAUAAAGAUUCAUGAACUCGUACCUGGACGAGCACUAUUUGUGAUAAUACCCUGGCAAAAGAACAACACCUUCAAGAUCCUCGCAGUCUAUGCCCCAAACAACCCACAAAACAACCAAUACUUCUGGGAACACAUACUUUCGAAACUCAGGGGACUACCCAACCCCGACAUCAUGCUCAGAGAUUUCAACAUGGUGGAAGAUGCACUAGACCGCCUGCUGCCAAAACAAGACUCGUCAGGAUCAACCUCAAAACUCAAUGAUCUUAAAACUCACCUGAAACUUAGAGAUGGUUGGCAAUUAGAACACCCGGAUACUCUGCAAUACACCUUUGCACAAUCAGCACACCAAGGCGGAUGCCAGUCCCGCAUAGACCGCAUCUACGUAAAAGACGAACUCCUACCUUUCAGUCGAGAUUGGGACAUAACCCCCCUGGACUGCACACUAAUCACCAAUUAG
Molecule: messenger RNA, 1827 nt
Organism: Suillus subalutaceus
Lineage: Eukaryota; Fungi; Basidiomycota; Agaricomycetes; Boletales; Suillaceae
Product: Endonuclease/exonuclease/phosphatase
Exons: 4
Coding region: 1-1827 (608 amino acids)
Molecular function (GO): catalytic activity
Source: RefSeq, a predicted model, not a curated record